GGUCAGGCGAACCGGGGCUAUUCCAUCAGUCCUCUAGUCUGCCGGCCCGCCGCCAGGCAGGUUGCCGGGCGCUAGCGCUGGCGCGGAUUUGCCCGGCUUCGCCUCAUCUCGCGCUGCACCUCACCAUGACGAGCUUUGAGCCUCGGCGGCCGCCGGGCUUCGAUGAACUGGCGGGGUCCGGCUCCCGCUCCGUGCUGCCGGCAUGGAAACGGGAGAUCCUGGAGAGGAAGCGAGCCAAGUUGGCGAGCCUGGGGGCCGGGCCCCGGGGCUUGGCCGGGGGGCCCGACGCUGGGGCUGGAGUUGAGGCUGCAGCAGGGACUGCGGCCAGCUCUGGGGGAGAGUGCACAGGGGAGACAGCUCCGGCGGCGGAGCGGCUGGUGCUGGCCGAUAGCUUGGGCCCCCUGAGAGAGAACCCCUUCAUACUGCUGGAGACGGAGCGCAAGCGGCAGCGGAGGGGGCGCAGCGCCGCGCCCGGGGCCUGGUCCUCGACGGGACGGCCAGUGCAGCACCUGCUGGAGCUGUACAGCCGGGUCCCAGGCAUCCGCACCAUUCGAGCCGACAACAUCCUCAUCAUCGAGUCCGAGCCCGGCUUCUUGCCUGGCCAACGGCCCUACGAGGUGAGCACCACUGGCCCGAGCCCAGGCCCGGACCCAGUGCAGCAGCUGCUGUCCCAGCGUGGCUGCUCCGUGGCGGAGAUCCGGGCCGCAGAGGUGGUGAUCUAUGAGACGCCCCGGGCAGCCGCGGAGGCAGCCGCACAGCCCGGCAGGGUCAGCCGUCUGUUGGAGAAGUUCGAUCCCCCGCUAGCUAGCGGCGAGCCCCGGUCCCGGGCCUCAUCCCCGCCUCGGCGUCGCGGGAGCCCUGAACGGAGCCAGCCUCUGGUGCCAAAGCCUUCUGCCGUCCAGCAGCAGAGCUCUGCGACCUCCCCCUCUCUGCCUAGCCCCGGACCCCGUACUCCCAGCGUUGGAGAGAGAGCCGCCUGGUUCCAGAGGGAGCAGGAAUCGGCAGCUGCCCCAUCCCGGCUCAGUGACUUCCUCCAGAAAACGGGCAGCAACUCUUUCACUGUCCACCCCCGGGGUCUGACCAGAGGAGGCCGGACAGUACCAAAUGGGCCUGCCAUCGAGGCCACCCCGGUGCCCCGUCUGGGUCCUGCCAAUGGCCUCCCUGCAGUGGGUGGGCCUGUGCCAUCCUCUUCCAGUACUUCCAAAGGCACCGACAAUCGGAAGCCAAAUGCUGAGGAGGAGGCACCUAUCCUUCACCCUUCCCCUGGCCCUUGCCCGAUGGGCAAUGCCAGUGGGGGACCCAGUGCCACUCCAGCUGCCCCUUCCACAUUUCCCAAACACAGCCUGGCCAGUGCCACUCCCAGUCAGCGAAGGUGGGUUUUUGCAGCCACUAGCACCAAUGACUCUUUUGAGAUCAGACCUGCCCCAAAGCCAGAUAUGGAGACCAUCCCUGAUGAGGACAUCCAGGCUAAGGCCUUGGCCAACCUCCGGAUGAAUUCCAAAAACUCUUUUGUCAUCAUCCCCAAGCCCAGGGUAGAAGUGCUAGGCUCCAGGGCUGGCCAUCCCGUGGGGAGCAAAGCCUUUGAGCAGCCAAAGGGAAAGGCCAGUGUUUCUUCUCAGUCUGGCCACUUGACCCAUGUACCUCUGGAAAAUGGGGGUCAGCACUCACAGGAAGUUGUACCUGCCUACAGGAAUCACUUGGGGGGUGAUGCUCUGCAGGCAGCUGAGGAAGGAGAUCCUCAGAAACAAAUAGCCACAGCUCUCUCAGAGGUGAACCACAAAUGGCAGGGGAAGGUAUUGACGGCCCCGUCUAUAGAGAGACCUUCCAAACAAGAGCCUUGUGGAGGCUUUGAGAUUUCUGACACAUCUCUCAGUUCCUCAGUUACCCAGACUCCUGAAGACACAGGUAGACCAGGGCUUCCUGUUACUUAUAUUGAUGAAGUAGAUUCGGAUGAUGAAUCCUACCAAGAGGCCAAACCAGCUUUCAGUUUCCCUGAUGCUCCUCAUUAUCGACCUCAUCCCUCUCUGCCUAAUAGCAAAUCUGAAGUUCACUACCUGAGCAACAAUACAUUCACAGUGGUGCCUAAAAGGAAACCAGCUGCCCCUGAGGCAAGCUUCAGCCCACCAAAUGGGGAACUGUAUACUGAGGAAGAGGAGGAGGAAGACCAAUGGAAAGGGAAAGCUCUUGAAGAUCCUGAAGCAUCCAAUGAGAAUGUGGGGAUGUUACUCAAGAAACGUUACCCCACUGUCCAUGAAAUUGAAGUGAUUGGGGGCUACUUGUCUCUGAAGAAGUCCUGUUUAACCAAGAUUGGGUCCUCAAGGAAAAAGAUGAAGAUUUCCUUCAAUGAGAAAAGCCUGCAGACCACAUUUGAAUACCCCUCCGAGAGUUCAUGGGUACAGGAAGAAGCAGCAGAGGAGGAAGAACAGGGGACAUCUGGCUCUGAAGAGGAUGAGGAGGAGAAACCCUUUGCUGUCUUCCUUCCUCGGGCAACUUUUGUAAACAGCACUGUAGUGGAGAGUACCACUCAACCUCCCGAAUCCAGCUCAGGUCUGUCCAGUUAUACCCCAAAACACUCAGUGGAGUUCAGCAAAUGGCAGGAGCAGAAGUAUGAUGCAGGACCAUGUGAAGCUGGGGCUAGCCCUCAGAAAGAAGUCAUGCUUACCCCAGCCAGCAAGAAUGACCUCUCAGACUUCCGAAGUGAGCCAGCCCUCUAUUUCUGAUCUCCCAGCACCUUGGACUGAGAAGUGGACAAACCAAUAGCACUUCAUUUUGUUGGGCCUGAUCUUGGCUGAGUGGGACUAGAAAUUCUCCAGAUAUUAGCCUGCCAUUUCCCCUCUCCCCCCAGGACCAUGGUGCUUGGGAUACUUGGUAAAGUCAUGGGCAGCUGGUGCCACAAUUCUCCAGUGCUGUGGUUGGGGAGCUCAGCCACCAGGGUCAUAGCUCUAGCUGCUGCUGGUUUCCCUCGCCCACUUCCCCUCUCUUCAUCUGGCUUGGUUCUGCCCAGAGAUGAAGUACUCAGGAUCUGUGCCUACAGCAUUUCCAGAGCUGUAUGACUUUACUCCUCUGCAGGGCCUCAGCCCUAAGAAGCUCCAUUGCCACCUUAUCUUUGGGGAAUGCUGGGGCUUGGCCAUGCUUUUUGUUCCACUACUGAGGCCUAACAGGGCAGCCCCUCCCUGUUGACUUGCAUUCUACUUCUGUUUCUGCCGCAAGGCUUCCUCCAGUCCUCGGGGUAUAACCCAAGCCUGGGAGUGGAGCAGCUUUGUCUUUUCUUGGUAGCACUGAUAUUGGUGGGAUUGGUGGUAUUCCUGUCCUCUGCUUUCCUACCCUUAUGCCUACUCCCAGUGCUUCUCCACAUCCCUUGCCUCCUCAUCCCACUGUUGGCCCAUCCUUGUUUAGUCAGGCUUUGUUCUGCUGAGGGGGGAAACACCCUUCUGGGAGGGUGAAGGUUGACACAGGAAAGGAGGCCAUAACUGCACCUAAAAGGGCCUUCUUUUUCCUUUGCCUAAGGAAAGAAGCACAGGCCUUUUAGCAGAAGCCUAGGCCCAAAGCCAGCUUAGGGUGUUUACUCUCCAUUUGCAGCUGCCUUUUGUGCCAGGCUCUGGUUUAGCUACCUGUCUCCUUCUGUUUGUUUUAGUAGGGCAGCCCUUUUCCUGCUCUGAAUUUACUACUGAGGCUAGCAAUGCCUAGUUGGCUUAAAAGCACUCCAUGUCUGCACUGGAUAUCAGGAUUUUAUGUGAAGGGGUAGAGUGGGUGUGCAUGUGUGAAAAGAGUGAAUUUAACCAGACCUGGCCUAGCCAGAAAGCAGGGGUUCAGUCUUUCCGCCCUGCCCUGCCCUCUGCCUUGUCCCCUCUCUGGGGUCCUAGGGGCUUAUGACUCCACAGGUGGUUCUUCCCCUUCAUUCAACCAGUCAGUACUUAUACACAUGGUUAAAAUUAGCACAGUUCACUUUGUAAUUAACCAGAAUGAUUCCUUUGUCUGAUAAAUGGGACUCAAUAAACAGCACUAGAGAAACUCUGC
Phascolarctos cinereus (koala) is the source of this 4017-nucleotide messenger RNA. RefSeq names its product taperin (gene TPRN). Gene Ontology annotation, biological process: auditory receptor cell stereocilium organization; stereocilium maintenance; sensory perception of sound. Gene Ontology annotation, cellular component: stereocilium base. Gene Ontology annotation, molecular function: phosphatase binding. The record is from RefSeq and is a predicted model, not a curated record. Lineage: Eukaryota; Metazoa; Chordata; Mammalia; Diprotodontia; Phascolarctidae.